AUGGAUUCUAACAAGCCCGUUGAAGACAGAAAUAAUAAAAAGUUUGACCUUUUGGACCUCUCAGAGUAUGACUACAUCUAUAAACCAGAGCCGUCUUUUGAGCCAGAGUUUAACUUUUCAAUGACAAAUGAGACAAAGUUCUCAUCAGCUGCGCCGGCAGAACCUGCUGAAGCAAACAGGUAUUUUCUUGAUGAGCAGUUCUCAACAUAUGCAACACAUCCGCCUUCCUCGCACGUACAUGCGCAACAGCCAAAAGAAAAGUCAGUCAAUUACUUUAGCAAAAACAAUACCAGAGCCAGCCCAGGCCAAGGGUACCUUUCAUUCAGCAGUCCCACCGAAACACGGUCAACCCAUAGAAACGAGUAUGAUUACUACCCUCCAGGCAGAGAGCAUGCCGUAUUUGUCAAUGCCAACCAAUAUCAGUACAUAAAAAGAAGAAAGGAACGGCGUGACUAUCUCGACACUCUAGAAAAGAAAACAAAUGCAGCGUACCAGCACGAAAGCCGGCACAAGCAUGCUAUGAAGCGGCCAAGGGCGCCUUCUGGAAGGUUUCUUACCAAAGAAGAAGCAUUCUUAGAAGACCCGGCAAGCAAAGAAUAA
Molecule: messenger RNA, 600 nt
Organism: Nematocida parisii ERTm1
Lineage: Eukaryota; Fungi; Microsporidia
Exons: 1
Coding region: 1-600 (199 amino acids)
Biological process (GO): regulation of transcription by RNA polymerase II
Molecular function (GO): RNA polymerase II cis-regulatory region sequence-specific DNA binding; DNA-binding transcription factor activity, RNA polymerase II-specific
Source: RefSeq, a predicted model, not a curated record